CAUUACCGAACCAAACAUGAUCGUGAAGCAUUCCCUAGCCCACCAAGUACUCCCGCUCAUGCUUAAAAAUGUUUCAUUUGAUGCCAAACUCGCAGCUUCAACAAAUUUAGUUCACAGCCCAUUUACCAUACAAUCAGUUUCUGAUGUUUUAAAAUCCAUUCCAACUCUCUUCUUUCUGUCCCCUCGCUCCAUUGGCCGCCAGAAGGGUUUUCGGCACCGCGCUCCUUUGAAACAACGGAACCUUACAAAAGAAGCCUACAAUAUCCGCAACAAUGUACUUGUUCUUGGCCCUGCAGCCUAUAGAGACCCUCAAAAAGUCGCUCUAGGACUCAACAAAGCCCUGGAGUUUUAUUACUGGGUUGAAAAGUUUAUGGGGCUAUGCCAUAAUGAAAUGACAUGCAGAGAGAUGGCUAUUGUUUUAGCUAGAGGAAAUGACACAAAGGGUCUUUGGGAUUUUCUCAAAGAAAUGUCUAGAAGAGGAGUUGGUGAACUUGUGAGUACUUCUACUGUUACCUGUUUGAUAAAAGUCCUAGGUGAAGAAGGUUUGGUUAAUGAAGCAUUGACUACUUUUUAUCGGAUGAAGCAGUUUCAUUGUAAGCCUGAUGUUUAUGCGUAUAAUGUGGUUAUUAAUGCUCUCUGUCGAGUUGGGAAUUUUAACAAGGCAAGAUUUUUGUUGGAACAAAUGGAGUUACCGGGGUUUAGGUGUGCCCCGGAUGUAUAUACUUAUACUAUAUUGAUUAGUUCUUAUUGUAAGUAUGGUAUGCAAACUGGGUGUAGAAAGGCUACUAGGAGGAGGAUUUGGGAGGCUAAUCACUUGUUUCGGAUAAUGUUAUUUAAGGGUUUUGUUCCAGAUGUUGUAACAUAUAAUUGUUUGAUUGAUGGUUGUUGCAAGACUUAUCGAAUUGAGAGGGCUUUGGAACUUUUUGAUGAUAUGAAUAAAAGGGGUUGUGUCCCGAACCGUGUUACCUAUGAUUCUUUUAUCAGAUACUAUAGUGCUGUUAAUGAGAUUGAUAGGGCUGUCGAGAUGAUGAGAAGGAUGCAAAAGAUGAAUCAUGGGGUACCCUCUUCAAGUUCUUAUACUCCAAUUAUACAUGCUUUGUGUGAAGCUGGAAGGGUAUUGGAUGCCAGGGAUUUUCUGGCUGAAUUGGUUGAUGGGGGUUCAGUACCUAGAGAGUACACAUACAAGUUAGUUUGUGAUGCUCUAAAUGCGGCAGGGGAAGCCAAUUCACUUGAUGAUGAACUGCAUGAAAGAAUAAGGGAUGGUAUCAAGAACAGGUGUAGGCAACUGAUGAAGGUAAAACCAAUCAUGAGCUGCAAAAUGUCAUUAUAGUAUGGGUG
Molecule: messenger RNA, 1338 nt
Organism: Pistacia vera
Lineage: Eukaryota; Viridiplantae; Streptophyta; Magnoliopsida; Sapindales; Anacardiaceae
Product: pentatricopeptide repeat-containing protein At1g77405
Exons: 1
Coding region: 17-1330 (437 amino acids)
Molecular function (GO): protein binding
Source: RefSeq, a predicted model, not a curated record